GGCAAAAUUCUUUAAACUUUUGUUUUUGAAUGUGAUCAGUACAUAAGGCAUUUGCUGUAUUUUCCCAACUAAACACUUGUGAACUUACCAGAGUGAUGGUUUACAGGAACAACAAGAAAAUAUCGCAAAAAAAGAGCAGGAGAAGGAUCUAAUCGAACAAUCUACUCACAAAAAUAUUGCAUCAGAUAUUCCCAUGUCAGACAUGACUGAAGAUGGAGAAAUAUGUCAGGAUUGCGAGCAAAGAAAAUAUGGUGACCUGAUUUUCCAUCUAUUAUAUUGCUAUGAUGUCUACAUCGUAUCGCCUCCUUGCCCACAGAGUCUCAAACAAAAUGGAAUAGACACCUAUCUCAAUGAGAGCAUUGUCAAGCCUCUUGAAGACAAAGGAUAUUAUUGCUACCAUGGAUCCAGAAACAUAACUGGGGGUGACUAUAUUAUUCAGGCUAUGAGUUACCCUAUUACCAUAAUCCCAACAACCAUUGUACCAGUAUUCAAAGAUAAAAAGUUCUCAAACCUACGAAAUUUACUCCUGAGACCAGAUUAUUUGGAACGGACUGUGUUUCUCUUAUUUGAUGCCUCACAAGCUUAUCCCGAUGCAAUAUCAAAGAACAGCUACUCAUUGUCUGUACAUGAUCCCUAUCUGCUGCCAAAACUGAUCCAAACGAUUGAACAAAAUAGGAAAGAGACUCCUCUGCUGCAAAGGAAAAUAAAGUAUGAAAUGGGACCAUAUCCUGCUUCUACAGUAUCCUCCAUUCCAUCGGAAAUGUGCAUAGAGAGAAAUUCCAGAUCAUCUCUCCUUGACAUUUUCAAAAUAGGCCGCCUCUUUCAUUGUAAAGACAGAAUGAAUAGUCAUCCUUUGCAUGAAGAAGGACGACUUUUUCAUGGUAGAGGCAGCAUGGACUGUCCUGACUCAAGAACUUUGUGUGAAGACGAAGAAGAAGAACAUGAAACUGUAUUAUUACCACAAAUACAAGUGCAGCAAUCAAGAUGCUUUUCAACUGCCUUUAAGACGGAUGACGGUACAUACCUUGAAGACCUUAAGUCAACAACUUCUCCAGAUGUCCUUUUGAGUCAUUGUCACCACCAUGAUGAGAAGAUCAGUCAUUUUGCUGCUCGAACAUUGACAAAAACAAUCCAGAAGCGCAUUAACACGUUUUAUAGAAAUAUCAGUUUGUUAAGGUUCGAAACUGAGGUGAGAAUUCUGCUGGAAAAAGAUUAUAUGAGGAAAUGUGAAAUCAACAGCUACUAUGAAAAGCUAUACUUCUGGAUCUUAGCUGCCAUUUACAUUAGGAUCUAUAAAUGCAAUGAUAGCGACUUAAAGUACCAUAUGAAGGCUCUGACCCUGAAAUGGUUCAAAACCAGCACCAAAUCUUUUGAACAACUCUAUCAAAACAAUUAUCUCAAACUUACCAUUUCAAUGAUUGCAAGGAUCAAGGCUUGGCCAAGGCGAUUGGAAAAACAUGAGGCGCAUGUGCAAAUGCUGGAAAACUGCAUUUCUUUGAUGGAUCAAAAUGGUUUUCGAGAUGUUAGAAGGCCGGACAUGAGCACAGUCGUUGAAUAUUUAAUCCAGCUGCCUUGGGAUAUAAAGCAUAUUUUUGUUGUGGUUAUUACUGAAAAGAUCUUUGAAAAAAAAUACACAGAGGCUUGCAUAGUGUUCUUCUAUCAAAUCUGCUCUUCAGUCAGAGACAAACAUCAGGAAACGUAUCUUGAUGUGGUGGAACGAGUGACUGAGUAUAUUCAGGAAAACUACACUAAAGGAGAAUUAACAUUCAGUAUAAAACUACUUGGAAUUUUGUGGGACUUUCUCAAAGACGGGAAGAGAAAGGAUGAAAAGCUGCUUACUAUCCUUAAACAUUUUUUUAAAAAACUACUUUAUCAUCCAGUGACUGACGUCAGAAACUUUGUUGCCCCUCGUCUAUUUAGUGAUGAUGUGAAUGGUAUUGAUGUGUCUCAGCUGGGCAGUAGCUGUAUCAUCGUAGAUGAAGACCUCUUGGAGACAUGCAUACGUGAAAAGAUGUCCCUCAACUACCCAGACAUGGUCCUUCGUGGUCAACUACCAACAACUGCAGAAAAUGUCUUGCUGUUUGAUGCAACUAUGGCAGACGGUGACACUCUAGUACACGUAUUAAGGCAGAGGACAUUGAAUGACAUUCUGCAGACAAAUUCUACAGAUGGUGAUUAUGAACGCUUUCAAGAAAUAUCUAGAGCGUUAGCUACGUGUCAAGGACAUAGGAACAUAGUGACACUGAAGAAGCUUUCUGCAAAUGACGUCUUACCCUUGUUUAUGGUUGAACAUGGAAAACCCCUUCUACAAUUUUUACACAAGAAUGAAAAUCAUCUCACUUGGUCCCAGAUGCUUGAAAUUCUUUCUGAUAUCACAUCUGCUGUUCAGCAUUGCCACCAAAACAACAUUCUUAUCUGUGACAUCUCUCCGGCUAGUUUUGUAGUCACUUCUGGGCCAGGUGGCUUCUGUACUACAAAGCUGUCCAAUUUCCUAUACUCAAAGUGCAUUACACAUGUGGAGUAUUAUGAUCCUUGCGAGGCGUACAUUGAAGAAUACAAUUCUAUCUGUGUUGAAGGAGAAUAUAAGCAACCUCUUGCAGCUUAUUUCAGUGCCCCUGAAACACUGAAAGGGAACUACUUUUCCAAGUCCACAGAAGUAUGGAUGCUCGCUGCAACGUUUUACUCAAUCUUACUUUAUGGCAGACAGCCGUUUGAAGAAUUGUCUCAUCUGCAAACAUCUUGGUUUGUAAGAGAGAUUACUUCAUGCCACACACCUCAGAUACCUGGCUAUUUUCUCCCUGAUUUGCAGAGAAUUCUAAGCGUUAACUUAGAUCAUAAAAUAUGCAACCGCAUGUCAAUAGAAUCAGUACUGGAAGAACUGGAUACAAUAAAAAGUACAUUGGGAGCGAAAGGUGAUGAAAUUUACUGUGUAAGAUCAGUCUGCCCCUGUAUUAAUCCAGAAGACAUCCAGAUGGUAUACAGGGAUCUGAAAGGUGAUUUUAUUGAAGAGAAGGCAGAAAAGUCAACCAGACAAAUAUAUAGGGAUUUCUGCAGACGGAAAAAUCGACUUUCCGAGCUGGUAUCAGUACGAAUGAGCCAAAAAGCAAGGAAAGCAAUAAAGACUCUGAGCCACAUAAAUAUUUUAGCAGUUGAAGAAAUUACAACUGAUUCUUAUACCACAAAACUGGUUUCAGUUCCUUUUGAGUCCCAUUUCUGUAUCUUAAAGAGAAAUGAUGGCAAUAUUAAACUGGACAAGCUCUUGUCAUACUUUGAACAGAUUGUCAAUGCAUUGCAGUAUUUACAUUCCCAAAAUAUACUGCAUUGUGAUUUACGCUGCAGUUAUAUCUAUAUUGAUGACAUAAAGGGAACUUUAAAGCUUGGACAUUUUGGAAGAGCAGUUCUUCUGGAAAAGAAUCAAUCUUAUGUUUUAAAAAUGAUGCCUCCUGAUGCCGUACUCUGGUCAGCAAAUGAAGUGAAAACUAACGGGAUGUACUCACAAGCAUCCGACAUCUUUAAUUUGGCAUCAGUGUUCUGGGAAGCAUUGAACACUCAGAAUAAAAUCCUUCCAGGGUCUCAGCGAAUGUAUGAAAAUCUUCUGAAACCUCCUGAUUCAUGGCAGUAUUGUAUGAAUAAAUUAAUGGACUGUAUGAAGGAAUGCUGGAACAUUAAUCCUACAAAAAGACCUACACUUGAUUCUAUUAGUACAAUUAUCAAAGAGUUGAAGCAGGAAGCCCAAAGGUGGACAGAUGAGAAAACAAAGUUCUCGGACCAUGCACAAAAUGAAGGAGAAACCUAUGAAGAUAUUACCCCCAAUUCUCACAAUACUGAUUCGACCAUGGAUUACGUAUGGAAAAGUAUUGUUUAUGAACUGGAAUCUGGAAUGGAAAUCAAUACACCAUUGCUCUAUGACACAUAUGAAAACACGCGAACCGUCUGCAACAAAGCUAGAAAACAUAGAGGCAUCAUUUUGUAGGCAUAAUCCAAAAAUUGGGUUAUUCAUCUUAGAAAAAAGAUGUCUUAGAGAAGAUCAUCUUUAUACAUACAAGGUCAAGAUUAAAAAGGUUCUUCAUGGAGUGCUAAGUCCCCAAGAUGUAGUAAUGGCAAAUUCAAAAAAGACAUUUGUCUUUUAACCACUUCAACCCCGCUAGCUAAAACCCCCUUAAUGACCAGACCACUUUUUACACUUCUGCACUACACUACU
This is a messenger RNA of Bufo gargarizans (Asiatic toad), 4201 nucleotides long. RefSeq lists its product as uncharacterized. Gene Ontology annotation, biological process: protein phosphorylation. The record is from RefSeq and is a predicted model, not a curated record. Lineage: Eukaryota; Metazoa; Chordata; Amphibia; Anura; Bufonidae. The transcript is spliced from 22 exons. Gene Ontology annotation, molecular function: ATP binding; protein tyrosine kinase activity. The coding region runs from base 194 to 3973 and encodes 1259 amino acids.